GCCACCCACUUAUAUGAAGUCUGUCGUUGGGGAGUCACGAGAAGUUUAACGUUGGCGAAGCUAAAAGAAAAAAUACAAAGUGAGGAGUGAAGUCGACAAAAACAAUGAAAUAGAAUUAACUUGAAGGCUUCUGAAAAGCAGCCGACGCUUACUGCUAGCACUGGUCUGGGCUCCUACUUAGUUAGCCCACCUGCAAUUCGGGCGGAGAGGAACUGCUGAGGGUGCUAGCGAAGCUCGUUAGCUUCUGCGGCUAACGAGGAGCUAACUAGCUAUAUCGCCCCAGCUAAGUGAAGACGUCGGGGUGUGGAAAGCUAACGACGCCGCGGCUACAUUUAGAAGACUGUUGGGUUGGAUAUAUCGCUGAGAAACAGUUAUUGCAACCAGAGAAGGUGUUAUCCACGGCGGAGCCACCUGUGUUGCUGUUCGUGUCCUCCUUUUCGUUGUUGGGGGAGCGUCCUGUGGCUGCAUGGAUACUAGCAACGGCUGCAGCCAGCUAGCAGUAUGUGUCACAUAAGCUAACGAACCCAGUUUUUGUUUUUGACGCGAGUGGAUGCUGUCAAGAGAUUUGGGACACCGUUGUGGUUGUACCACCUGACCAUGACGCCUUUUUAUUAACUGCACUUAAAUGCCGAUCUAUCCGACAGCAGGUAGUCCGUCCAGAAGAACCAGACGCAGAGCAUGCAGGAGAAGAAAAGAGUCCAGAUAAGUAGAUAGGGGGCACGUUGGACACUAUCGAGUUCAAUUGGAACUGAGUGGUUAAUUUACCACGACUUAACGGGUUGCUUUGGGUGAUCUGAAAGAGAAAUUAAAAGGAUGAAGAAGUUUUCCAGAAUGCCAAAGUCUGAGAGCGGCGGACUCGGAGGGGCGUCCGGCUCCAGCUCCGGAGUCAGCAGCUACUUUGGGAAGGUGUUUGCAGUCGGCCGGUAUCAAGUCACCGUGGAGGAGCUCAUUGCAGAGGGAGGUUUCUCCGUGGUGUUCCUGGCUCGUACGCACAGCGGCGUCCGCUGCGCUCUCAAAAGGAUGUACGUCAACAAUGUGCCGGACCUGAACGUCUACAAGAGGGAGAUCACCAUCAUGAAAGAGCUGUCGGGCCAUAAGAACAUCGUCGGAUACCUGGACUCCACAAUCAAUCCAGUUUCAGACAGUGUGUGGGAGGUCCUGAUCCUCAUGGAGUUCUGUAAAGCGGGUCAGGUGGUGAAGCAGAUGAACCAGCGGUUAAAUGUGGGCUUUAGUGAGGCGGAGGUCCUCCACAUCUUCUGCGACGCCUGUGAGGCCGUGGCUCGCCUGCACCAAUGCAAGACGCCCAUCAUCCACAGAGACCUAAAGGUUGAGAAUAUCCUGCUGAAUGACCAGGGAAGUUAUGUGCUGUGUGACUUCGGCAGCGCCACACACAAGGUUUUAUUGCCACAAAAAGAUGGUGUGACUGCAGUGGAGGACGAGAUCAAGAAGUACACAACUCUUUCAUAUCGGGCCCCGGAGAUGAUUAACUUGUAUGCAGGAAAACCCAUCACCACUAAGGCUGAUAUAUGGGCACUUGGAUGCUUGUUGUACAAGCUGUGUUUCUUCACACUUCCAUUUGGGGAGAGUCAAGUCGCCAUAUGUGACGGAACCUUUAUUGUUCCAGAUAACUCCAAAUUCUCCUUCAAGUUGCACUGUUUAAUCAGAUAUAUGCUCGAGCCAGACCAGGAGAAGAGACCAGACAUUUACCAAGUGUCCUACUUUGCCUUUAAAUUAGCUGGAAAAGACUGUCCAGUGCCAAACCUCUUUAACUCUCCCAUCCCUACAUCGCUUCCUGAGCCUCUAACAGCCAGCGAGGUUGCUGCUAAGAAAAGCAUGACAAAAGCAAGGAUAACCGACUCUGUGGGCCCAACGGAAACAUCAAUCGCUCCCAGACAGAGGCCAAAGGCUGCAAACAGUAACGUCCUGCCGCUCACCAACACUGUCACACCUGUCAAGAUGACCGUGCCUUCAGCACCUGUCAGCAAUGGCCAGAAAGCUCCCACGCCUGGCUCAGGACAGCCAUCCAUGCAGGCUCAGCCCGGCAGUCAGCAGCACCGAGUCCUACAGCAGCUGCAGCCUGGUGACCUUCGUCUACAGCAGCUACAGCAUCAACAGCAGCAGCAAGCCGUGCAGCAGCAGCAGCAUGCUAAUGCUCAGCAGCUCCAAUACUUACAGUACCAACAGGCGGUGCAGCAGUCGCUCCAGCUUCAGCAGCAGCAGCAGCAGCAGGCGCUGCUCCAGCAGCAGCAGAUGAUGCAGCCCAUGUAUCAGCAGCAGGUUGCCCAGGCCCAGUACGCCGCCAUGCUGCAGCAGUACCAACAGGCUUUUGUCCAGCAGCAACAGCAGCAGCAUCAUCAUCAGCAGCAUCCACAGCAGCAGCAUCAUCCCGCUCAGCAGCCUCUACCCUAUAUGUCUUCCCCUCUUGAGUUCCAGAUUCCCCUGGGUUCCUACAACGCCACCACACCCACAGCUGGGGCCGGACCUGGAAGUGGCGCUGCCCAGAUGGGGGCGUCGCCUGUGGAUCCCGCGUACACUAAUCCCUGCAGUAGAAACCCUCUGCUUGCCUCAGAUGGGAUCACCCCACCGUCUCAGAGCUGCAGCAGCGCUGUCAGUUACCCCCCCGACAUGUCAGGCUGGAACCCUUUUGGGGAGGACAACUUUUCUAAAUUAACUGAAGAGGAGCUGAUUGACCGGGAGUUUGAUAUGCUCAGAGCAAAAAAGCCGGUGGAGAGAACAGCCAGCGUGGAAACGGACCGACUGCCGCCCGCUGCUUCCACCACCAAACCCCUCCCACCUGAGGACCUGUUCGGAUCCAUCCCGUUCGUGGCCAACGCAGGAACCAUGGAGGAGGUCGCUCCCACCUCGGAUGAGGGUCUGCAGUCGGCGGCGCCCAAGGAGAGCAAACCGGGCAAGAAGAACAGCAGCAAGGCCAGCGACGAGUCAGAGAGCGACUUCGAGUCGGACCCCCCUUCUCCAAAAAGCAGCGAGGAUGAAGAACAGGAGGAGGAUGAAGCUUUGAACAGUGAGCACGGUGAAGACACUGAGCCGGAGAAUUUAGGGCAGAGGCCUCUGCUGAUGGACUCUGAGGAUGAGGAGGAUGAAGACAAACACAGCUCUGACUCGGACUGUGACCCUAGCAGGGUCAGGAGUCGCUCGAAGAAACCAGCAAGCGGUAAAGGAGCUGUCGCCUCCACAAGUCCUCCAGGGGAUUCUGGGUCCACCCUGAUCACCCCUCCCGUGUCGCCCAGCGGAGCCAGAGCUGCCGAGGCUGUGGACGUGUUCGGUGCCAUUCCAUUUCUUGGUGACGCCUCGCCCGUCGAGCCCGUGGAGAGCGCCGACAUCUUCGCCAAAGCUCCAUUCAGGCAGGUCAGCCACGAGCAGCCGGCUGCAGACGAGUUGGAUGUUUUCACCAAAGCGCCGUUUAGCCGGAACCUCUCCAAGUCGGGCAAAAGCAGCGGCGACAUCCCCAUGGGCCAAACGCCGCCCGUAUCCCCUGAGGGCAUCGACAUUUUUGGCUUCUGUCCUUUCCAGCCGGGCCCCGCCGAGCCGCCACCCACCACCUCCAGGAGUGCAGAGGACAUCUUCCGGUCGUCCGUGGAGGACUCGGCGAGCCCCCAACAGCAGAGACUGAAGCAGCGCAGCCUCCAGAAGCUGUCGUCACGCCAGAGGAAAACCAAGCAGGAGCCUGCGAUGGGGGCCACCAACGGGAAGCGGCACCACGGAACCCCGACUGGGGGACGCAAAGGCAACAAGACCACCUACCGCACGCCAGAGAGGGUCCGCAGACACAAGAAGGUCGGCCGGAGAGACUCGCAGAGCAGCAACGAGUUCCUCAGCACCUCAGACUCCAAGGAGAACAUCAGCGUGGACAUCACCAUGGCAGAAGGCAAGGACAAGGGAGCGUCUCUGGUGGACGACACUCUUUUGGACCCGUUCGGAGCCAAACCUUUCCAUCCUCAGGACGGCAGCCGCCACAGCCAGUAUCCAGGACUGGGUGACGGUAAAGGUGACAUGACUACAGCCAAUGGGAAGUCCUGGACGGCCUCGCUCCACGGCGGCCUUGGAGAGAGCAGGAUGAUGGAUGACUUUGGGGCGGUGCCCUUCACAGAGAUGGUCAUCGACAGUGGACCUCAGCAGCAGCCGGCGCCCCCACAGCCGGUGGACCUGGACCCUUUCGGAGCUGCUCCUUUCCCCUCAAAGCAGUAACUUCUACAGCUUCACGCUCCGCUGGUUUAUUAACCCUCAGCUCUUUUGGUUUGGGAUCAUUUUUAAACACAAACUUAAUAUCCUAACUUUUUUUUUAAUUUUAUUUGAGUGACCCCUAAAUCCUGCGGGGAUUUCGGGUUGGUGUUUCCACGUGUCUUUCAUCCUUUUAUGCUGCAUCUUGAUGCUUUUAGAGACAAAGAGAAAACCCAGUGAAACAACCAAACUGUGAUCAGAAGCUUUAAGCUCUUUCCAGUCUGCCUUCUGAAACCUUUUCAGCACCAUGAUGCCUUACCUGAGCUGGGCUCCGCCUCGCUUCGCAAUACCUCGUAAACUACAUCAUCCGAGUCGUUUUUAACCACUUUCUUCUACCCAGCAGUAGAUUUUUCUCUAUGCAUACCUUCCCUGUAGUCUACACAGCCGAAUGUGUUAAAUUUUACUUUAAAUACUAGAAGGGAUGAAUUUUAUUGUACUUCCUUAAAAAGCUGGAGCUGUUUUUUUGGAUCAGGCUUAAAUUUCGGCUCCUAACUAUUGCCUUUUCCCUGAGCAGAAAACUUCUGUAAGUUUUGUUUUUUAUGAAUCUACCACUCAUCAUUCUGUUAGAAGGAAGAAAUAAAACAAAGCUGCAUUUUAUCAUUUUA
Melanotaenia boesemani (Boeseman's rainbowfish) is the source of this 4844-nucleotide messenger RNA. It is a transcript of the gene bmp2k, whose product is annotated as BMP2 inducible kinase. Bases 814 to 4206 code for a protein of 1130 amino acids. Lineage: Eukaryota; Metazoa; Chordata; Actinopteri; Atheriniformes; Melanotaeniidae. Gene Ontology annotation, biological process: protein phosphorylation. The transcript is spliced from 16 exons. Gene Ontology annotation, molecular function: protein kinase activity; ATP binding. The record is from RefSeq and is a predicted model, not a curated record.